CCGUAGUCGUAGUGACAGCCUUUGCCGGAUCCGGAGCCAGGAGCAGAGCGGCGCAGGACACUACGGCCCAGGACCAGGACCUGUACCGCUGGGCAAACGCCACUCGCUUCGCCCGGAGAGGAGAGCAGUCUCGGCAGUGGUCGGCGAGGCUGUGUGCCAGCAUCACCAGCAGCAGCAGCGGCAGCGGCAGCGGCAGCAGCAGAAGUGGCAGCAGCAACGGCGGCAGCACCAGGCUGUGCCACUCAGUUACGCGCAACAUUUCAACGCAACGUCGUGGCAAUUCCAAAUCGGCGGCAGACGCGGGCGUGCGCAGCGCACGGGCGGAUUGCACGUAAUAAAUCCUCCGGAACGGGCUAAAAAUACGGCAAACGCAACUAAUCACACACAAUAGAAACCGAAAAGAGAGCUAACUCUUCGCUAAGAAAAUCGUAAAUUUUGCGUAGCGUCUUGCAUGCGCCAUCUUGCACGAAAUCCCACGAAUAAUGUAGCAGAAACCGGAAACCGGACUGAAAAUAUACAUAAAUAAUAAACUUUACGCACCAACUAAUUUGAACACAAAAUAUAACCAAAAAAUACAAAAAAUUGCUCAUAUUUUUUUUCCGCCGCGUGCGCGUUUUUCAGUGUGUGUGUGUGUGUGUGCGUAUGCGUGCGUGUGUGUGCGUGCGUAUGUGUGGGUGUGAUUUCGCGCGCGUGUGUGUGUCGCUAUUUUCUUGUUGUUUUUUUUUUGGGUAACUUUUUUUUGCCGUUCUUUAAUCCCUGGCUGAAAUGAAAUACAACAAAAUAAUGAUCGAAAUGCGAGAAGCCAAGGCGAAAAUGUAAAACGGGCAAUGAUGCAAACGCACAUGAGUAAAAAAGAGUAAAUAAAAAAUUAAAAGAAAAAAUAUAUAUAUACAUAUAUUUAUAGAAAUUAUCAAGUUAAUUUUAAGGAAAACGAAACGCACAACAAAAAAGCCAAAAUAGAUCCAGUAAUAAAACUAAUUUAAAAUAAUCACCUAAGUCAACAAACUGCAGUUUCAGCAGCGCAAAACCGAGAACACCAAGUCUUACUAAGGAACUAUUCGACUAAGAGCGUUAACCAAAUCAAGCUGUUGUAUUUAGCUGCAAUCCAAAGACGUAAUGCUUUCGAUCUGAUGACAUUCGACUACGGGCGCCAUGAGCAUCAGUGCCACCUGGUUUUGGGUGCCAUCUCUGUCUCCACUUCCGAAUACGAAUCCGAAUCCGAAUCCGAGUCCACAUCCACAUCAGAAUCUGAUCUCCUUCUCCGCCACCCAUUGUCAGGCGCAGCCAACAGGUGAGACUUUGAUGCCAAUUGGAGUUCGUCUUGGAGCUUAGACAGCUGAACUCGUGGAGCAACAGGAAGAGCAACCGGAUAAGGGGGAACAGGAGCCCCCGCUGAAGUGGCGCCUCUGCCUUGCGCGAUGCAAGCGAACAGCAGCCGCUCCAACUUAAGCGCACAAUCCUCGGGCACGCCGUCGGCCUCAACGAUCUCCUCGUCCCAGGGCAAGCAACAAGUUGUCGAACUAUCGGGCUAUGUCAUCAUACUCGUCGAAAAUGUGGAGGGUAAAAUUAAACUAUACGGCUCACCGCCCGAUCGCGAUAAUCUGGAAGUGGGCGAUGAGAUACUCGAGGUCAAUGGCCUGACCCUGGAGAAUAUAUCGCGCACGGAGGUCAUUCGGCACAUACACGACUGCAUCAAAUCCUGCACCAUUUGUCUGCGUGUGCGAAAGAAGAAUGAUUCACGACUGGCCUGGGACAUUGGCAACUCGGUGCAGGACGCCUUCGUCAUCGCCGUCGAGGAGCACGCCCGCGAACGUCUGCAGAGAUUGGCGGCCUUGAACCGGGUCACGCCCGUCGACAUCACCCAGCUGUCCAAGAAGCUGCAGCAAACGAAGAGCGGCACUGCGACCAGUCAGCGCCAGGAUCUCAGCUUCCUGAACGAAUCGACGCCGAUCUAUGUGACAUCCUUCACGAGCAACCAGAUCACCUGCAGCAGUUCCACAAUGACGACGGCCACCGCCGGCGGUCCGAUCAGUGCACCAUCGCUGGCGACGGCCACUACCACCGUGCCGACGGCAUCCUCCCACACCACCACGGUGGUGGCCCAGAUCGAGCACGGUGCAUCGGCGCUGGUCAGUGCCGCUGUGGCAGCAGCCACUGCAGCGGAUCGCAAUGCGAAUAGCACAACGUCGGCGGCCCUAAAACAGACGGCCAAUUGCAUUGGGAAUAGCACAAGCAGUCUUGGCACGACCAGCACCACCAGCAGCCAAUCGACCAGCAGUGCCACGGGCCACAUCUACCAGACCAGUCAGGCGCAGCAGCAGCAGUUGCAACAGUUGCAGCAGCAGCUUGCGGCAGCAGCGGCGGCUGGAAAGCCAUUGCAGGCCAAAUCCCUGCUGGCCAGCAGCUUGCAACAUCUGGCCGAGGAGGUGGACAACGAGGAUCUGGACGAUGAUGACGAUGUGGAUGGGGCAAACUAUUGUGGCAUAACCUAUAUAAGCUACAACAACAAACAUGCCCAGUUGCCGACGACAACAUUGCCGGCGACGACCGCAUUGCCAGCGGCAGCUGCAUCAUUGGCCACAACGGCGGCGAUUUACCAACAGAGGCAGCAGCAACAACAUCAGCAGCAGCAGCAACAGCAGCAGCAGCCGGUGCACCACCACAACCACCCACCAACGGCGAGCCAACUGAAUAGAGCCACAGCACCGGCGCCACUGCAGCUUGGAGGUCCUGUCAAUCCCAGUUUCGUGGAUGCCCAGACAUCCACAUCACCGCUGAUGGCACAGCAGCUUCAUUCGCAGCAUGCGGAUGUGGAUGCAGCGCCACCAUCGUCGUCAUCAUCAUCAGCGGUGGUGGUGGUGGAGCGGCAUGUGCAUGGCACCACCACGCCCAAAACGGAGUACUCCACGGCCAUAUCCAGUGGCCAACUGCAACAGGCCUUUGCCGAAUUGCAGCUCCACUCGAGCAACAAUAAUGCAACACAGCAGCAGCAGCAACAUUUACUUUUAAGCAACAACAAUAAUAGCAAUAAUUCAAUGGCAGCGGCACAGACAACGGCAUCUCUGAUGAAGAAUUGUGAUCUACUGAUAUCGAACAAUCUGUAUCCACCGAGAAGAGAGUUACUAGAAGACGUCAUAGUCCAUCAAGCCAGUGAUGUGCAUUCAUACAGCACGAGUGCAUCAGCAGCAGCGAUCGCCAGCAGCAGCAACAGAUCACAGCAACAGCAACAGCAGCAGCAGCAGCAUCAGUUGCUGAGUGCCGCCUACGAGUUGCAGCAACAGCAGCAAUUGCAACUUCAGCAGCAGCAGCAGCAACAGAACAGUCCCACAAGUAGCAUAUCAAUUGGAAGAACUGAACUUUUACUGGGCGAUCAGAGUUUGCGGCAGGAUCCCAGAGGGAAUCGCCGGCGCUCCGGAUCGAGCAUUGUUGUGCUGGAUGGCGACGAUUUGAAGCCAUGUCUGCCGGAUGACUACAUAAGCGGUCAGCAUCAUUUGAACCACCAGCAGCAGCUGCAACUGCAGCAGCAGCUGCAGCAGCAACAUCCGCUCCAGCAGCAACACUAUCGCACGCACUCGGGCGACAUCAGGGAGAUUGACCAGGAAAUGUUGACCAUGUUGUCCGUGAACCAAGAUAACGGUCCACACCGUGAGAUGGCCGUCGAUUGUCCGGACACGUUCAUCGCACGCAACAAGACGCCACCCCGAUAUCCGCCACCCCGUCCACCACAGAAACACAAGAAAAGCACCAACACCACCACCACCACCACAAUCACAGCUUUGACUAACAAUGAUCAUGCUAACAAAAUGUUAAUUGUUGCAUAUCAUUCUUCACAUCAACAUGAACAACUACAACAACAACACCCAUCAAAAACAUCAACAACAACAACAACAAUUGCACUCGAUGUGGCCACACAAAAUUUGUACAAUCAAAAACAACAAAACAAAUUGGAACAAAUCGAAAACUAUGAAAAUUGCCUGCAAUCGGAACGAAAUGAACAACACGAACAACAAUUUGAACAACAGAAGCAACAUCAAGCGACAACCGCAAUGGCAGCAACACAGGUGGCACAACAGCAGACGCCCAGCCACAAGUUGCAGGCAACAUUGAGCAGCGAUCCGAAUGGCAACAGCAAUAGCAACAACAAUAGCCACAUAGUUGGCAUCAGCAGCAGCAGCAGCAGCAACAACAGCAGCAUCACCGAUGAUUUCCUGUGCGUUGUGGAUGGCCUGUAUCAGGGACGCAAGGACACGGCCUCGCCCUCAUCGAGCGCCUUCGAUGAGGUGAUGAGCAAACAUACCCUGGACUCCUUUGGCAGCAUCGCCUAUCGUCACCUGCACCAGCAGCAUCAGGCGACGAGCAAUGGCAACAGCAGCAGCAACACGAGCAAUACCAACAGCAACACCAACAGCAACACCAACAGCAACAGCAACACCAAUGGCAACACGAGCAACAACACAGCUGUUUCAACCAAAACGGCAACGGUGACCAAAACAGGCGUGAGCAGCAGCAACAGCAACAGCAACUCGCUGAACAGCAGCAACAGCUCGAUGCACACGAGCAGCAGCAGCAGCGGUCACAGCAGCAACAUAGCCAGUGCCACAUCAUCAUCAUCCGCCACCAGCAGCUCAACGGUGCCCGAUGAUCUGAGCCUGGCGCCACCCGGCUACGAGCUCAAUGGGAAUGCGAAGCCCGUACCGCCGCCACGUGAUCAUCUGCGGGUGGAGAAGGAUGGUCGGCUGGUCAAUUGCUCACCCGCACCACAGCUGCCGGAUCGCAGGGCGCCGGGAAAUGCGAGCAGCGGCAGCAGCGGCGCCACAACGCAUCCGCUGCAGCAUCAGCAGAUCGCCCAGAUUGUUGAGCCCACAUUGGAGCAGCUGGACAGCAUCAAGAAAUACCAGGAGCAACUGCGCCGACGACGCGAGGAGGAGGAGCGCAUAGCGCAGCAAAAUGAAUUCCUGCGGAACAGUCUUCGUGGCUCCAGGAAGCUGAAGGCGCUUCAGGAUACGGCUACGCCCGGUAAAGCGGUUGCCCAGCAGCAGCAGCAGGCAACGCUGGCCACCCAGGUGGUUGGCGUGGAGAAUGAGGCAUAUCUGCCCGACGAAGACCAGCCGCAGGCGGAACAGAUCGAUGGCUAUGGCGAACUGAUAGCGGCCCUUACCCGCCUGCAAAACCAGCUGAGCAAGAGCGGACUGAGCACGCUGGCGGGUCGCGUUUCGGCCGCCCACAGUGUCCUGGCCAGCGCCAGUGUGGCCCAUGUCCUGGCCGCUCGCACCGCAGUACUGCAGCGACGACGUUCCCGCGUCUCUGGUCCACUGCAUCACAGUUCCCUCGGAUUGCAGAAGGACAUUGUGGAGCUGCUAACGCAAUCGAAUACGGCGGCGGCCAUCGAGCUGGGCAACCUGCUGACCAGCCAUGAAAUGGAGGGUCUGCUACUGGCCCACGAUCGCAUUGCCAAUCACACGGAUGGCACGCCCUCGCCAACGCCCACGCCCACUCCGGCAAUUGGAGCGGCGACGGGAUCGACACUCAGCAGUCCGGUGGCUGGACCCAAGAGAAAUCUAGGUAUGGUGGUGCCACCGCCCGUGGUACCACCGCCACUGGCGCAACGCGGAGCAAUGCCACUGCCUCGCGGGGAGUCGCCACCGCCGGUUCCCAUGCCACCACUGGCUACAAUGCCCAUGUCCAUGCCCGUUAAUCUGCCGAUGAGUGCGUGCUUUGGCACGCUAAACGAUCAGAACGACAACAUUCGUAUCAUCCAGAUCGAGAAGUCAACGGAGCCGCUGGGCGCCACAGUGCGCAACGAGGGUGAGGCGGUGGUCAUCGGUAGGAUUGUGCGUGGUGGAGCGGCGGAGAAGUCGGGACUGUUGCACGAAGGUGAUGAGAUACUGGAGGUCAACGGUCAGGAGUUGCGUGGCAAGACGGUGAACGAAGUGUGCGCCCUGUUGGGCGCCAUGCAAGGCACCCUGACCUUCCUGAUCGUCCCAGCGGGUAGUCCACCGUCCGUCGGCGUGAUGGGCGGAACAACGGGCAGUCAACUGGCCGGGUUGGGUGGAGCACAUCGUGACACCGCCGUGUUGCACGUACGGGCGCAUUUCGACUACGAUCCAGAGGACGAUCUGUAUAUACCCUGCCGGGAGCUGGGCAUCAGCUUCCAGAAGGGCGAUGUACUGCACGUGAUUAGCCGCGAGGAUCCCAACUGGUGGCAGGCGUAUCGCGAGGGCGAGGAGGACCAGACGCUGGCCGGUCUUAUUCCUAGUCAGUCGUUCCAGCAUCAGCGCGAGACCAUGAAGCUGGCCAUUGCGGAGGAGGCGGGUCUGGCGCGAUCCCGCGGUAAGGACGGAUCGGGCAGCAAAGGAGCCACGCUCCUGUGUGCGCGCAAGGGUCGCAAAAAGAAGAAGAAGGCCAGCUCCGAGGCGGGAUAUCCUUUAUACGCCACCACGGCGCCGGAUGAAACGGAUCCGGAGGAGAUACUCACCUACGAGGAGGUGGCCUUGUACUAUCCCCGCGCUACCCACAAGCGGCCCAUCGUCCUCAUCGGCCCGCCCAACAUUGGAAGACAUGAGUUGCGCCAACGUCUGAUGGCCGACUCGGAGCGUUUCUCCGCCGCAGUGCCACACACAUCACGAGCCCGCAGGGAGGGCGAAGUGCCCGGAGUGGACUACCACUUCAUCACGCGACAGGCCUUUGAGGCGGAUAUUUUGGCGCGCCGCUUUGUGGAGCACGGUGAAUAUGAGAAGGCCUACUACGGCACAUCACUGGAGGCCAUACGCACGGUGGUGGCCAGCGGCAAGAUCUGUGUGCUCAACCUGCAUCCGCAGAGCCUUAAGCUGCUGCGCGCCUCUGACCUCAAGCCGUACGUGGUGCUGGUGGCGCCGCCCAGCUUGGACAAGCUGCGCCAAAAGAAGCUGCGCAACGGCGAACCCUUCAAGGAGGAAGAGCUCAAAGACAUCAUUGCCACGGCCAGGGAUAUGGAGGCCCGUUGGGGUCACCUAUUCGACAUGAUCAUAAUCAACAACGACACGGAGCGCGCCUACCACCAACUGCUGGCCGAGAUCAACUCGCUGGAACGCGAGCCCCAAUGGGUGCCCGCCCAGUGGGUGCACAACAAUCGCGACGAGUCAUAAUGGGUUCUAAAGCACCCGCAACCACCACACUACCAUCUUCCCUAGGAUCCAUCAACACCCAAGAAAUGAAUAGCAAACCCAAACUCUUUGUAAAUACAAUUUUCAAUUGAGCCAUGAAGCGGAGAGCAGGAUCGAUUCCAGUCCAGUAGUUCGGUUUGCCUGCCGAUGCGAUUAAUCCCAACCCCUCCAAUAUUAUAUAUAAAUAUAUAUAUAUUUAUACUAUUCGUUGCAUAUGUGCAUUUUAGUCUUAGAGAGAGAUCGAGUUUUAAUUGUGUGUACUCCUGUUUUAAAAGCAUUCCAACCUCUUUAUGUAUGUUCACAAAAUUUGUUGUUCGAUUAAUCGAUUUCGGGAAUGCCACAGAGGAAAUGGUGAUGCUGAAAUCAGUGAUUUCAAAAACCAUAUUGCUUCUUGUGGCACUUCCGUUUUCCUCUUUUUUUUUACCACUACCACUAACUUAUAUACUGUAAAAGAAUGUUUUUUUUUUUUUUGUAUUUAAAUUAAGCUUGGACACUUCCUUAAUUUCAAAGGGCAAAUUGAAAUUGUAAAAUAACGAAUCAGCAAAGGAAGGCCAGAAUCGAUAUGAUAGUACCCCUAGUACCCAAUAAAAUGUGUAAUAAUACCCAUAAGCGACUCCGAAUGUUAACAGAGCCAGAACAAUCCGUAGGCAGCUGUGCGAGGGGAGAUCGAUCCGUCGGAUAUAGAUUCAUAUUCAUCUUCAGAUUCAAAUUCAAAAGCAGAAUCAGAAACAUACAGAGAAACCGAAUCAGAAGCGCAGAUACAGAUGCAGAUGCAAGUGUUGCAAUUACGUAAUCUAUUUACUUUAUAAAAUAUAUACUAUACGGAUAUACAUACACAUAAAUUAUAAAUCGAAGCGUACUUAAUACAAUUAAUUUUUAACAAAACGAAUGCAAGAGCAAAGUGAAAACUAAGAAAUAAAACCGUUCAUAAGAGAGAAACAACAAAAUCAGUAAGUCAUUGCCAAAAAAAAAAAAAACAAGAAAAACGAGAAAAACAAAAAGAGUUAAAUAAAUGAGAGUGUUAGAUGAGGAGAGUUAGGAGAAUCACUUAGAAAAAAACCACUCCACGAGCGAAAUUGUUAAAAACAAAAACGGAAACGGAAAAACAAAAUACUUAGCCAACUUUAAGCACUGUAAGAUAAUGGAAAACCCAAUAAACGAAUGCAAAUAGUAAGCCGGAAAGAAAAUGAACAGGCUAAGGUAUCCGAAACAAAAGCAAAAACAAAAGGAAAAUCGAAAAACGAAAAACAAAGUAAUUCCCAAGUAAAUGUUGUUGUAAUUAAUUAUUUAAACCAAUUCGUCUAGAGAGAGAACAGGGAUGGCAGGGCGGCAGAUCCAGUUGGUUUCAAUUCCAACCACAACUAACUAACUAGAUAUACCGUGCAUAUAGAGAUCUAUACAAAUUCCAUUGAGCAGCAGCUAAAAACCAGAAUUUUAUAUUAAAAGAAGUGUGGGUCAAGUAAAAUAGCAAACUAUGUUACGCAAUGUUGAACACUUGAAAGUUUCUAAAAGCGAAUGAUAUCUAAUAUACCUUAAAAUCUACAUAUACGGUGUCCCGCUUGCCAUUUCCAUUUCGAUCCAUUUGCUAGAUGGCUGCACUUGCCAGAUUAUCCCUGUAUCCUUUGAGUCCUCGAGAUCAUAUUUCGAUCUGAUGGACUAAUAAUGGAUUCUUGGUAGAGUUUGAAUUGAAAUCGGAAAUGGUAGCGGGGCAAGUAAUAAUAAAAUUCAAAAAACAAUUUUUUUUUUGUAGUCCACAAGGUAUAAAAAAAUGUGUGUGCAGUAAAUCUGUUUAAGUUUUUAUUUAUGUAUGUGUGUGGUGUAGCAAAACUAAACUAAAUACGAAACAAAUACCUAAAGAAAAACAAAGCGGAUUGCAAAAUAGGCACGGUUUAAUAGCCAUUGUACGAAAUUAACGACAUUUAUGAGUAACCCUAACGCAAAAAUGCGGACAAAGUCAGAUGAAAUAACAAUAUUAAUAAUAAUAAAAAAAAUCGACAAACCAAGAAAUAU
This is a messenger RNA of Drosophila melanogaster (fruit fly), 9152 nucleotides long. RefSeq names its product stardust (gene sdt). Gene Ontology annotation, molecular function: ATP binding; transferase activity; nucleotide binding. Lineage: Eukaryota; Metazoa; Arthropoda; Insecta; Diptera; Drosophilidae. The transcript has 17 exons. The record is from RefSeq and is marked reviewed. Gene Ontology annotation, biological process: GMP metabolic process; GDP metabolic process; animal gross anatomical part developmental process. Bases 1419 to 7124 code for a protein of 1901 amino acids. Gene Ontology annotation, cellular component: bicellular tight junction; cell junction; apical plasma membrane.